Anneissia japonica is the source of this 3061-nucleotide messenger RNA. Its product is annotated as TRPM8 channel-associated factor homolog. The transcript has 2 exons. The record is from RefSeq and is a predicted model, not a curated record. Bases 155 to 2890 code for a protein of 911 amino acids. Gene Ontology annotation, molecular function: beta-galactosidase activity. Lineage: Eukaryota; Metazoa; Echinodermata; Crinoidea; Comatulida; Comatulidae. Gene Ontology annotation, biological process: carbohydrate metabolic process.
AUAGAAUAUCUCUACAUCACUACCUUUUAAAAAAAUCCGGCUUUACGUUAAUAAAAUAUCACGCCAUCAAACAACUGAACACCACCGAAGCGACCAUUGGCAAAAUCGCACUUGAGAGACCUAUCAUUGACAGAACAACGAUCGGUACAACACAAUGGACCCAACAACCGACCAGCUAUUUUUGCUAAACAAUAUAACAUCACUGGACGGAAGCCAGCUAGUUCCAUCUAAACUGUCUAUUGACACGACAACAGCCUUCACGAUAUUCACCAGUCAACAGGGUAACGUGGUUGCUGCUGGGAGUUUCCUUAACAACGGAAAGAUAGCAGUGAUUGGGCAUGAGGCCAUUUUGGAUAGAGAUCACGAUAAUGACAAUGAUGACUCGCCUCAAUUUACCAAAAACGUUAUAAGAUGGCUUGCUCGAGGUAAAGAAGAUACACGAAUUGGAAUGUUGGUUAAAGGUGGAUACAAUGGCUUCAGAAGCAACAUGACCAAAGCCGGAUGUUCCCUUACUGACGUGACGGGUGACUUCUCAAACCUAUCACUAUUCGACGUUAUUUUUGCAGAUACGUACACAGAAUUUGAUGAUGUUCAGUUGUCUCAAAUUCAACCCUUUUUAUCGACAGGAGGCGGCUUAAUUCUUGGCGGACACAAUUGGUAUUAUAAGAGGGACUGGGUUAACAAAAUCCUUCUAGGGUCUGGCAUCACCAUCACAGACGUUCAAUCUGAUGGAUACCAGGUGUUUACUCCUAUCCACCCAUCACCAUCCACCUCGGUAGCUGGCAUUCUUAAUGGCGUGUCGGAAUUGAAUCUUGACGGUUCAACUCCAGGCGUUCUUAGUCUCUUUGAGUACAACGCGUUUAGUUUAGUAGACAACAAUAGAAACAUAAUCGUAGCAGGUACACAUUGUGAAAUAGGUCGGAUGAUACAUUUUGGCCACGAAGCUAUUGUAAAUAUGCGAGGUACCACCACUGGUGACGCCUUGCGACUGGUUCAGAAUUCGAUUGGUUGGUUAACAAGAAUGAAACAGGCGACGUCUGUUGGAUUUCUGGUUACCUCAGAUGGAUUGAAGACAACCUUGGUCGAUCUUGGGCAUACGGUUCAUAAUAUCAACGUCGACGAUGAUCUGAGCUCAUACAGUCUUCUCUUUACCACUACCUAUGAACAAUACACAGAACAACAGUUAAAAAAGAUACACGCGUAUGUUGCGUCUGGAGGAGGGCUUUUAACUGGUGGUCACAAUUGGAGCGGAGCUAAAACCAGUAUUGACAUCUUACUACCAGGUGGAAUGUUCCUCACAAAUGAUUAUACUUCUAACGGUAUCAUACCAGUCACAAGUAGAACACCAGAAUUGCAAGAUCUGCUAAAUGCAUUAAAUAGUGUCAAGUCACUUAUCUCUCAUGUCAAGAACGAACGUCCUCUUUCACUUAAAGAUCAACAAGAUAUUGCAACAACCCUUUCUACUUCCGCUAGAUUGCCAGCAACCCUGGAGGAGUUCUGGAGAACUAGUAAAGAGUUCAUUCAACUUCUUCAACCAGUUCUGAUUAGCUCACCUUUGGAUACAAAAGCUUUACCUGUCAAAGCAUCGUACGUCUACUUAUUCAAUACUAUGAUCGAAACUGAGGAUGUUGAUACCAUGAAGUCCUAUCCUGAAGCAAGUGUUUUUCCCGGUGAAGUGCCUUCAGUACUCCAGCCGAUUAGUAAGUCUGUCGAAAUUGAUGCUACGUACACUGGGUUGCCACAUUACUUUCCGUCUAAUUCAACUCCAGUUUGGCGUAGUACUGGUCUUUAUGCAGCUCCAAGUACCCCGAUUACUAUCACCGUUCCACCAGAAGCUGUCAAAAAGGGUGUGCGUGUGCUUAUCGGUUGCCACACUGACGAUCUUACAAGAAAAGAGACAUUCCACCGUUACCCUAGAAUAUCGAGAUCUUUCGAGAUUAUCUCCGUCGUCACUAAGGCAGCAAACGUAUUUGGGGGACUCAUUUACAUCACUGUUCCAGCAGGCGUUAAUUUGGGAAAGCUACAGGUGUCAAUAGACAACGGCUACGCUGCCCCAGAGUUCGUUCUCGGCAAGACGGAUGAUGAUGAUUGGAAAAAAUCUCUUUCUGACAACUCCGUUCCAUACUGUGAGUUAAUCAGUGAACAUAUGAUCCUGACGGUUCAGACAUCUGAGGCAAGAAGUAGAGUAAAAAGCCCAACUGAAAUAAUAAAGAUUUAUCGAGCAUGCGUAGAUGUUACUAAUGAAGUAUCUGGAAUAAAGCAUCAGCGGGCACGUGGAGAACGUUUUGUUCUUGAUGCACAGAUCAGUGCAGGUUAUAUGCAUGCUGGUUACCCAAUAAUGGGACAAAACGGAUCUGCUGUUUACAUGCUUGAUAUUGACGCCAUAUACAGAGAUAACAUUUGGGGGCCUGUCCAUGAAAUAGGACAUCAGUACCAGACGAAAGGAUGGACGCCCUCAGGAGGUUCUGAAUCAACAAAUAACAUCUUUUCCGUUUACGCCUCAGAAAAAGUUAUGAAUAUCCCCAGAAAUAAAGCUCAUAGUAGUUUAAGUCCCACUGACCGGAAACAAAGAAUUUACAAAUACAUCGCAGACGGUCGCAAAUAUGAAAACUGGAAUGGAUGGACGUGUCUGGAGACUUACCUCCAGCUUCAGGCAGCCUUUGGUUGGGAUUUUUUCGUCAAAAUCCUAGGUGAAUACAAUCAAGACAUGACAGAAAGGCCAUCGUCUAACCAGCAGAUACUCGAUGAAUGGAUGAGGCGAUCAUCUCGGAUUACUGGAUACAACCUUGGACCAUUUUACGAGGGAUGGGGUUGGCCUGUGAGUCAGGAAGCUCUAAAAGACGUUACUGGUCUUCCUCACUGGGAUGAAAACCCAAUGCCUCCAAACUAAAGACAGGUUAUUUGUGAAUGCACCGAUAAACAUGCAAUAUGUCAAUUAAUCAAUCAACAUGGAUUUGUAUCACAAUAUCAACUGUUCAGUGGUGCUAUGACAAUGGGAUACUCAAAGAGCACAUUAACUACUGAUGAUAUUUAACAUUACUGUAAUGUAAGAUUACGAUUU